ACGUCCUGCGUGUCCUCAGCCUGACGCAGGCGCGCCUUUGUCGGCCCCUUUUGCGGUGCCCAUUGGCUCGGCGGCAGCACGUCCCUCCCUCCGGAAGUGCGGACAUUUCCACUUGGACCCGGUGGACGCGGCACUUCGGGACCCCAGCCUGGGAGGAUGGUGUGUAUCCCUUGCAUCGUCAUUCCAGUUCUGCUCUGGAUCUACAAGAAGUUCCUGGAGCCGUACAUAUACCCUCUGCUCUCCCCCUUUGUUAGUCGCAUGUGGCCUAGUAAAGCCCUCCGAGAAUCCCACGACAAAAACAAAGGCCAAGUAGACUGCAAGGGUGCAGACAUGAAUGGAUUACCAACAAAAGGACCAAUGGAAAUCUCUGAUAAAAAGAAAGACUAAAGUGCUUGUCCCAAAGGAUCGCAUUGUUUAAAAAUGGACCUGUAAUAUGAAGCACCUUGCUUGUAAUUGUCUCUGACCUUUUUCUCUGAGACCAGGAUUCCGGAUAGAUAGCUUAGCUGCUUACCUGAUACUAAUCAGGAAAUACGUGAUAUUUGUAUUUAAGAUGUGUUUAGUGAGUUGUAUUUAAUGAUCUCAUUCCUGAGUUCCUUUUUCAUUAAAGUAGCUUUAAUUUCUCUUAUUACAGUUACGAAGAAAUAAAAGGGUUGUGCCUGUAGACACGGCUACUGAAUCAGUACUCAUAAAUCCUUGGACCUCUAGCUUUUGUUCAGGCUCUUUGAAUUUGAACAGAGCAUGACGUUACUGUGAAACAGUGCAGUGAGACUGUGCAGUGAAAGGAAAGUGUUUGGAGGGAUGAUGAGGACUUGAAACUUAAAGAUAUAAUUACUGUCUAAUACAACAGAGAAGCUUACUCAGGAGGGUAGCAAUUACUACUUACGGCUCUGAGAAAAUAGAAAAGACAGGGAAAUUGGGGAGACGCCUUUGAGAAAUGGAAUACCUUUUACAGAAAUGUCUAAUAUACACUAAUUCUAAUCCUUGUUGCAUUCCUUCUAUUCUUACGAAGUAUAUUAAAUAUUCUGUUUAGCGUG
Herpailurus yagouaroundi (jaguarundi) is the source of this 1034-nucleotide messenger RNA. It is a transcript of the gene CUNH18orf32, whose product is annotated as chromosome unknown C18orf32 homolog. Bases 157 to 387 code for a protein of 76 amino acids. The record is from RefSeq and is a predicted model, not a curated record. Lineage: Eukaryota; Metazoa; Chordata; Mammalia; Carnivora; Felidae. The transcript is spliced from 3 exons.